AUGCGUAAGUGCAAGGUUUUUGUUGGAAAUUCGCAUCCUGAACUGGGUAAAUUGGUUUGCGAAAGGUUAGGUAUUGAACCUGCUCCAUGUACCCUGAAAAAGUUUGCAAAUGGUGAAACUUCUGUUCAAAUCGGCGUCUCGGUAAGGGAUGAAGACGUAUAUGUAAUUCAGUCAGGGUCACCCUCUAUCAACGACGACAUUAUGGAGUUGCUGAUUUUGGUUUCUGCUUGCAGAGGAGGUUCUGCCAAAAAAAUAACUGCUGUCAUACCUCAAUUUCCUUAUUCGAAACAGUGCAAGAUGAAGAAACACAGAGGUGCUAUAACUGCUCGUAUGUUGGCUAACCUGCUAAUUAUGGCCGGCGCUGACCACGUAGUCUCGAUGGACUUACACGCCUCUCAAAUGCAGGGUUUUUUUAGCAAGCCUGUUGAUAAUCUCUAUGGGGGACCUAGUCUGGCUAAAUGGAUUAGGGAGCACGUUGAGGAUUAUCGCGAUGCUGUCGUUGUUUCUAAAAAUCCUGGAGGCACGAAGAGAGUUACUGCUUUGGCAGAUUCUUUGAAGAUCAAUUUUGCAAUGAUUCAUACGGAUCGUCGUCGGUCAAAGGACUUAUACGCACAAAACAAGGAUAAGAAACAACUAAUGCAAAGAAAGCAAUCGAUGCUAAGAAAAAACAAGCCAAUCAUUAGACCUGGCGAGGCACCUGAUGAAGAAGAAAACAUAAUCCUGUCUAAUGGUAUCCAGACAGCAAGGAUCGUGAAAGGGCACGUUGUCGAUGAUGAUGAAUAUGGCGACGAAGAGGAUUGUAUUUUAGAUUCCGAUGUGGAAUCCCAUUCAUCCGUCAGCGACUCAUAUGCUUUGGGCGGCUCUUACGAUGCUGUGGACUCUGAUGAUGAUGAGGAGACAGAAUUUGGACAGCAGGAAAAACUCAUCACAUUGGUUGGCAACGUCAAUGGUCGUUCGGCCAUUAUUUUAGAUGACAUGAUUGAUAGACCAGGAUCUUUCAUAAGCGCUGCCGAGCAUUUAGUUAAGAACUGUGGCGCUAGGAAAGUUUAUGUGAUCGCUACACAUGGUGUUUUCACUGGAGAUUGCCUCGAAGAACUUGAAAAAUCAGAUGCUAUUCACCAAAUAGUUGUCACCAAUACCUAUCCUAUCUCGAAGAGUUGCCUGCAAAAAUCUAAAAAACUAGUUGUUAUUGACGUUUCUUCUAUUUUCGCGGAGUGUAUUCGUCGUGAUCACUAUGGUGAAAGUAUAUCCGUUCUUUUCGAUUCCUUGGCUUCACUAUAA
Molecule: messenger RNA, 1281 nt
Organism: Lachancea fermentati
Lineage: Eukaryota; Fungi; Ascomycota; Saccharomycetes; Saccharomycetales; Saccharomycetaceae
Source: the annotation of a GenBank genome assembly